CUUUCUUUUUCUCAAUUUUCUUUGUUCUUAUGUUUAUAAAAUGCGUUCACCAAGAAUGAUAUCUGAUUUACCAAUGCAACAAGUUCUCAUAAAUCCUAUGAAAACAAAGAACCUAUCUACCAUCGGUGUCCUUUCUAUUGUCGCACUACUUCAUUCUCAUAUUUAUUGGUUCUACUCCAUCAUUUAUAUCGUCUACAGCAAAAUGUCUGUGCAGGAUCAUGAAAGGCCAAGACGAUUACGACUUAAAAGACAAAAGAAAAGCAUACAUUCGACAAAGCCACAGGACACUUCAUCAUCCACCAUUAAAACAACAAAUCAUAUAGACAACACUAGCAUAGACAUCAAAUCAUCGUCAAUAGAUAACAACGCGACAACUCAUCUUAACGACAAUAACAUCAUGACAAAACAAUCUCGUCGUCAAAAUAUACCCCUUUUGCAUGCCGUUCGAUCAUUUCCUACUCGAUUUCAACAAAAGAUUCAGUUAAAAAAGAGGAAACGCGCUCAUAGUAGUCCAUGUAGUACAAGUAUCGAGGCUGAUCAGGCUGGUUCCGAUACAGCUAAACCUUUGACUAGAACUAACAGUGAAAGAAAAAGAGGUCGUGCGAUGACUUUACUUCGAGCGACAUUCAGAAGUAGUAGUUUUCAUAAAUAAACACAUGCUUUGUUUACGCAUAUAUUCUGUUGACAUACGAUGAAAGCAUG
Messenger RNA from Rhizopus microsporus ATCC 52813, 702 nucleotides. RefSeq lists its product as uncharacterized. The record is from RefSeq and is a predicted model, not a curated record. The coding region runs from base 41 to 652 and encodes 203 amino acids. The transcript has a single exon. Lineage: Eukaryota; Fungi; Mucoromycota; Mucoromycetes; Mucorales; Rhizopodaceae.